Cutaneotrichosporon cavernicola is the source of this 966-nucleotide messenger RNA. RefSeq lists its product as uncharacterized. Bases 1 to 966 code for a protein of 321 amino acids. The transcript has a single exon. The record is from RefSeq and is a predicted model, not a curated record. Lineage: Eukaryota; Fungi; Basidiomycota; Tremellomycetes; Trichosporonales; Trichosporonaceae.
AUGUCGACCCGCGCUAGUCGCGCUGCCGCCCGGCAGGCUCUUGAACAGCCUCUACCGCCUCCUACUCCUCCACUGUCUCUGCCACCCGUUACCCUUGAUGCUCGUGGCUUCCCGUACAUCUUCCAUCGUAUCGUCGAGUUAGCUCCUGGGCCAACCCUCCUACGGCUCCGGGCCACAUGCAAAGGCCUCCGCGAGCGAGCAGAUGUCGCUCUCCUCCGGCACAUCGUCUAUGAUGGUGAAUCCCUCUCCACGCCGGACGGCACGUUACUCCCACCCCGUCGCUGGCUCAAAUCACACAAACAACACGUCCGCGUCGUCGAGUUCUCGCGCAGGCUCAUGCCAUCCGACAAUACCGAGCUGGAAACGGAAAUCCUCGCGGGCGAUGGUCUACCCAACUGGGUGGGGUCUCUCGAGCACGUGCAGUCCAUCCUGUGUCCGUGGACCUGGUAUCUCUCUGGUCCCAUCCCCGCGAGCAGCACGUACGUUUCGACAGAGAUCCCUUUCCGCUUUAAACAGGGAGACAAGCUUGCCCUCCGACCCGAAGCCCGUAUCGUUGUGUUUGUACACGAGAAGCGAGCCGCGGUCGAGCUGCCCGACUUUAUCCGCGACUUUGGGAUGGAAGACUUCAACGCCACGUAUAUCUUUUGCGAGCCGGAGAACCGAAAUAGGCGACCAGGCGACGUGAUCGCCCGCAUGCUUACGAUUCUUGGUCGCGCCCUCACCUCUGACGAAACCAAACUCAACUUCACGCUUGUCAACACCGAGGCUUGGGCCAAGAAGAUGAACAAGAAACUCAUGGAGCAGAUGCGCGCCGACUCUGGCUUCGAUGAGGACGAGUUUGAGGGGCGGGUGCGCUUCCUCACCCUCGACGAGUAUGCGGUGACGGUGGGGCAGGCACAGUUCGAGCUCGAGAUGGGGCUGAAUCAGCGCGAGAUGGAUCUGGAAUACGGGGAUACGCAGUCCUGA